This is a messenger RNA of Zea mays, 1316 nucleotides long. RefSeq lists its product as uncharacterized. Gene Ontology annotation, cellular component: mitochondrion; chloroplast. Gene Ontology annotation, biological process: N-terminal protein amino acid modification; peptidyl-methionine modification. NCBI's taxonomy places the organism in Eukaryota, Viridiplantae, Streptophyta, Magnoliopsida, Poales, Poaceae. Gene Ontology annotation, molecular function: peptide deformylase activity. The coding region runs from base 147 to 917 and encodes 256 amino acids. The transcript is spliced from 5 exons. The record is from RefSeq and is a predicted model, not a curated record.
GCAGUAUAGCUGGGACAUGAAAGGAUUUUGUUGGGCCUCCAACCCAGUAUAUUCGAAAGCCCAGCCCACUUGCCACGUCGCAAUCACCCAGUCACCCACUCCAUCCUGCCCGCCGCCGUAGCUGGUAGCUAAGCUACGUGAAGAAGAUGGUUGGGCUCCUCCGUCCACUCUCCGCCGCCGCCACCUUACUCCUCGCCCCCGCCACGCCACUCACUGGUUCCUCAGUCUCCGCUAGUUCCGUCGGCGGCAGGCGGUGGAGAAGCGUGAGGGCGGACGCCGGCGGGGGCUGGCUAUCCGGGCUGCUGGGCGGCAAGGGCGGCGGCGCGUCCACGGCGAUGAUGGUGACGCCGGGAACCGUGAAGGCCGGCGACCCCGUCCUGCACGAGCCCGCGCAGGAGGUGGCGCCGGGGGACGUGCUGUCCGAGAAGGUGCAGGGCGUCAUCGACCGGAUGGUCGACGUCAUGCGCAGGGCCCCAGGCGUCGGCCUCGCCGCCCCGCAGAUCGGCGUCCCGCUCAGGAUUAUUGUUCUCGAGGAUACGCAGGAGUACAUCAGCUAUGCACCCAAGAAGGACAUCGAAGCACAAGACCGCCGCCCCUUUGAUCUUCUCGUCAUUAUCAAUCCAAAGAUUAAGAGCACGAGUAAAAGAACCGCGCUGUUCUUUGAGGGAUGUCUCAGUGUUGAUGGAUACAGGGCGGUCGUGGAGCGGCAUCUGGACGUUGAAGUUUCAGGUCUGGACCGGAAUGGGAGCACCAUGAAGGUACGGGCUUCAGGAUGGCAAGCGCGCAUCCUCCAGCAUGAAUGUGAUCAUCUUGAAGGCACGCUGUAUGUUGACAAGAUGGUAGCAAGGACAUUCAGGGUCGUCGAGAACUUGGAUUUGCCCCUUCCCACUGGAUGCCCUCAACUAGGUGCAAGAUAAUGGGGAUAGCUUUCCAUUUUUCCUCGUCGAAUAGAUGGUUCAGUCCACAAGUACACUAGUGUGAGCAAUUGUAGCCAUGGAGGUUGAGAGCCUUUGGAGCGAUAGACCACACGUGGCAGAGAAGCUUGAGCAAAGACUUGAUGCCGAUAGAACAAAGCAACAGUGAAGAGCAAGUGAAGUUCUGAUUGAUGAACCAAUAAGGACACAUGAUGACAUGAAGUGGAUCAUAUCAUUCAUGAUGUUGAUUGCAUGUUUCUGUACCAUCACCAUUAGAGAAAGAGAUAAAAUGGAAUGCACAAAACAUGUAUAAUUUGUAGAACAUUUCAUUUUAUUAUUCAAAGGUUGUGUAGAGAAGUAAUUGAUCAGGUUGUGCUAUUAAGAUGGGAAAACUCGUUUGUA